Epinephelus fuscoguttatus (brown-marbled grouper) is the source of this 7229-nucleotide messenger RNA. RefSeq names its product DIRAS family, GTP-binding RAS-like 1b (gene diras1b). NCBI's taxonomy places the organism in Eukaryota, Metazoa, Chordata, Actinopteri, Perciformes, Serranidae. Gene Ontology annotation, biological process: signal transduction. The record is from RefSeq and is a predicted model, not a curated record. The transcript has 3 exons. Gene Ontology annotation, molecular function: GDP binding; GTPase activity; GTP binding. Gene Ontology annotation, cellular component: plasma membrane. Bases 2614 to 3210 code for a protein of 198 amino acids.
UUACAAUGUUCACGCACCGGUGGUUUCUGUAAUUGUUUUUUUCUAUAGCAGCGGCAAGUCAGGAAAAUUGUAUUUCUGGAUCCAUAACCUCUGCGGAUUUGGCUCUAGUUCAUUUUGCAGCACCGAUUUUUUUUUUUUUUUUUUAUUAAUGAACUUUAUCUGCUGUAUUUGUAAUGGGUACCCAAAUAUCGUGCGUUGAAAACAUUAAAAGUUUCAGUUACCCUUUUCCAAACUGUUCUACAUGCCGUUAAAAAAUAUUGCAAAUUCAUUGAACUACUUUUACAUGAAAUUCAAAUUUUUGUUUAAAAAUUUACAGAUGUGGGUGCAGAUAAUUUUGUAUUUAAUUCUCCGUAUUUCCCAUUUGUUAUAGCAGGAAUUGCAGUGAAGAUACCGCUGCCAUGAGCGUUUCCCCUCCCAUCCUUCGUAUCCACUUGAUCUUUUGACCUGUCACCCUCAAGUACAUUUACCGGCAUUCAGACAGCCUAACCACCCACUCUUUAAUUUGUCUUUUGCUUUGUAUUCACGCUCGAGGGGCUCUGAAUGGGAGGCCCUUUGUGUCUGCGCACUGGAUGUAAUGCAUGGGAAAUGGUGGAUGGAGCUGGCGCGAUUGGCCACACGCCGCCAUGGAGAGAGGAAGGCACCCAUCUGGAAAUGGCUGCUGUGAAGAUGUGGCUGCUCGGUGUUUAUUAUGUAUCCCUUCAGCCACCGGUGGCCGACAGGUUAUUGAUUAAACACAAAUUGGACACAGAAACCAAUUAUUGCAUUGUGUUGCAGUGUGGUUUGAUCCAACGCUUUGUAUUGAGUGUGGGGCCUGUAAUGGCUUAGGACAGGAGAAGAAGAGCUGGAGAGAGGAGGACAAAGAAUGAAAGGAGUGUAUGUAUGAAAGCAUGUUAUAUGUGUACACAAACAUUUUUCAGCUAUUAUUAAUUUUACAAUCUGCUUUUUCGCCCCACUACAGCAACAUGGCUCUAGGGAUGGCAAUCUCUGUCUGCUUGUUGCUCCUGACUGAAUAUCUAAUGACAUCCAGGAGAUCCAUUCGUGAUCUUAGAGGAUGAGUUAUGCGGACUUUGCUGAUCCUCUGAUCCUCUUAGUGUGGUGAUGUUAGCAUUUAGCUCAAAGCACAGCUAUGUUUUAUUAGCACUUAAGCGUGUACUCCUGGUUAGAAUCCCUUCAGUGUUCAUUAUUCAGGAGGUUUAUACCAGGAGCUGCACCAAGACAAACAGAUCAUGUGAUUGAUUGAUAGAUAGAUAGAUAGAUAGAUAGAUAGACAAAAGUUGCAUGUGAUUAAAACCAGUAACAACACUGAAGUAGUUUAAUGUUCUAAAUCAGCGUUCCUCCUAUACGCUUUUCAGCUUGUCCCAGAUGGGCUACUAGCCAAGCACCUUGCAAUGUCUGCUCGCCUUUUCUCUGAUAACUUUAGAUCUAAACGUUCAGAAAGUGUUUACCAGGAGUCGAAAUAUCCGCAGAGGCCUCUUGCUCUUUGAAAUAAAUGGAUCUGGUAAUUGAAACUUGUAAAAACACUGAAUAAAUCUGUGUUUCUCCUACACACUAGCCCAGCACUGCAAAUGCCUACUCACCUUCUAACCCAACACUGCAAAUGUCUACUAACCUUUUCCCUCUGUUAACUUAAGAUCUAGAUGUUCUGCAGGUUUUAACCACGAGCUGAGGUAUCCACAGAGGUCUCCUGCUUUGCAAAACAAAAGCACCCGGUGAUUUAAGCUGGUAAAAACCCUGAACAGUUUCAUGUUAAAAAUCUGUGCUUCUCCUAUGCACUAACCCAGCACUGCAAAUGUCUACUCACCUUUUUCCUGUGAUAACUUAGGACCCAGGAGGAUUUUACGAGGAGCCGAGUUAUCCACAGAGGUCCCCUUCUUUGCAAAACAAACGGACCCGGUGAUUUUAGCUCGUAGAAAAACUGACUAAAGCAUUUCCACGGUAAACAUCUGCGUUUUUCUGACGCUGCUCGCGUCAUCGCUGGAUCGCUGGGUGCUGCUAACUACGGUGGCCCUAUUCUAGAGCUAGUAUUCGGUUACAACAUGGCAAACUCUGUGGACGAGGGCCUGCUCCCCACGUGUAGAUAUUAAUGGCUCAUUCUAUGGUAAGAAAAAAAUGACAAUUGUUAAAGUUAUACUCUAAAGAAAACAUACCUUUAUAAUAUAUUCCAUUUCUGCCAAAAUAUCCCUUUAAUUCCUGUAAGCUGGACCUUUAAUGUUAAACGUGUUUUACUUAAGAUGAUAGGCUUGUUGCAACUAAGCUAAUGUUAAUGUAGGAAGGUAAGAAGACUGUAUUCUGGAAAUAGCUAGCUGUAGACUUUUAAGUCCUGUUUUAAUAAUAAUAACUUUAGAUUGAAGUCUCUGGAUCCCUCUCUUUUCUGGCCAUGCUAACUUUCCAUCUGCAUGUUUCUGCAUGAUCUCUCCUCCUGCCUAACCCUCCAUUAUCUCCUGAUCUUCUGCUCAUUAUUCCCCCCCCCCAACAGAAACAAUCUAUGCUCCUUGCUAUCACCCUGUCUGCUUGGCUGCUGCAGUGCCCAGGCUCACCGACAGAGGGGGACAAACACAAGGCUGUCCGGAUGGAGAGUUGGUGUAACACUGUCUUAAGCCUGAGGGGGGCAGAAUGCCGGAGCAGAGCAACGACUAUCGUGUGGUGGUGUUUGGGGCAGGGGGAGUGGGUAAAAGCUCCCUGGUCCUGCGCUUCGUGAAGGGCACCUUCAGGGACACCUACAUCCCCACUGUUGAGGACACUUACCGCCAGGUGAUCAGCUGCGAUAAGAGCGUGUGCACCCUACAGAUCACCGACACCACAGGGAGCCACCAGUUCCCUGCCAUGCAGCGUCUGUCCAUCUCUAAAGGCCACGCCUUCAUCCUGGUCUACUCCAUCACGAGCAAACAGUCCCUGGAGGAGCUCAAACCCAUUUACCAACAGGUCUUGGCCAUAAAGGGCAACGUUGAGGCCAUCCCCAUCAUGCUUGUGGGCAACAAGAGCGAUGAGACCCAGCGGGAGGUGGAGACCAAGGACGGGGAGGCCCAGGCCAACCAGUGGAAGUGCGCCUUCAUGGAGACGUCAGCCAAGACCAACCACAAUGUUACUGAGCUCUUCCAGGAGCUCCUCAACCUGGACAAGAAGAGGAACAUGAGCCUCAACAUUGACGGCAAGCGCUCGGGGAAGCAGUCCCGCGCCGAGAGACUGAAGGGCAAAUGCAGCGUGAUGUAAAUCCCGGAGAGGAGGAGAGUGGAGGUGGAGGUUGAAAGAGGCAGGGGAGGGGGGGAGGAAUUCAGAGAAAAGGAGGAAAAGAAGGAAGACAGAGGAACGAGAGGAGGGACUUAACGUAUCACUGAGAGCAAAACGUCUGGAAGGCAACGGGAAUCUCAUCAUCCGCAUCCUCCUCUGUUUGACUGGUGCAUUCACAAACACAGUUAUUUUGAAAACAUACAGGAUUUCAGUUUUGGAGCUUUACACCCAUGUGCAUUCUGCUAAAAGGAGGGAUGAGGGAGGAUGACGCAGAAUAUCGAGAGGCAAAUUGAAAACAAGAAGUGUGUGCCACAGAUUAAUUACCUGUGGACGACAGCCAUAGCCGGAAACAGCGUGGGUGUGGACUUUUACAUCAUUAAAGUGCCACAAAUUUUGGCUGAGGAGCUGAUGGAGACGUUGGACUGCAAUAAAAACCACAGACUGCAGCACCCCUUUGAAAAAAAGACUGAAGGUUUCUGAUCCAUUUAGUGUCCUCUCUCAGUUCUGCAUCCAACCCCUCCCUCCCUCCCUGCUCAGCUCACACCCCUCGUCAUCCCAGCACCCUCAUCCUUUACAUACCCCCCUUACUAUAACAAAUAUAGAGUAAUGUAAAUGUAACAGAGUUGACAACAUUACUUAAGCUCACUCAUCUGGUUAGAAACACUAUUUUAACAGACUGAGGUGUCCGUCAUGCUAGAAAGCGCAGCAACCAAAGGUUUAAGACUGCGAGCGUGAACGACAUUACAGCAGCAGAACAUGCGAACCAGCUACGUCCCAGAGCCACACCUGAGGACUCUGAUGUAUAUAAACAUGGGGUAUUUAAAUAUAUUCCAUCUAGUCUCCACAUGCCCCACCAAAAUCAGCCACAGGAAAGAGGUCUUCUCAUUUUAAACACGCCCCCUUAAAGAUAAAAAGACCCUACUUUACCUUUAUCAAGCUGUCAUUAUGUUUAAAAACUCAUCAUAAAUGUCCUCAUCUGAAGUGGAGAAGCAUCCAACGGCAGGUUAUGCACACACGCUACUGAUACGACGCAACAAUCCUUUUAAGACUCUCAUCUAGUGUAGAAUAGCUCUGGAUGAAAAGAAGCUGGACUCUCAUCAAACGCGGGAAACAGAAAUACAAGUCUGCCUUGUUUACGAGGAUGAUACACUCAGAUAAUCAUUGCCAAGCCGGUAAGACGAAAGGGAUGAUUUUGGGUUCCGAAGUCAAGAAUGUCAGUUUGCUUUGGCACUUUUCACGUGAAGGUUUCUCUUCUUUUGCCUUUUAUUUCUUGUUUUUUUUUUAUUAUUUUUUUGCUUUACGAUGCUCUUUAAAGUCAUGUAAGAGUCAGAAAAAUGCCCUCCUUCAACAAAAAGCACACAGAGGGGAAAUUCUAAAUAAAUAAGGGAUGGAUGUAAAAUUGCUCCCGUGCAGAUUUUUCAGUGCGACCUGAAUCACUUAAUUCUGUUUCCUCUUUGUUGGUUGGUUUGGUCGUGUCACCUCUCAUAUGCUCAUGCAGGCAUUGGUAAACAGGAAACAGAAUGGGUCACACAUACACACACACAGCAUGUGCACAGAUGCAUUCAUGCAAGUAAGAAAAAGAAUCUGAGUAACACCGUUGACUGAUUACAUGAAGACAAACAGGGCUCACUCACCCUUAAUGCCCUCACAUUGCACUUUAUAUCAUAAACACACAGCCACAUGCACACACACAGAUGUAAUUUGUCAUGUUUUUGCUUAUGUUAUAUAUUAAUAAUCUCCGCUUAAUAUCCUCCUGGAGCAAUAGCUCUGCUGUAUGUCCAAUGUACAUGUAUACACCCUUUUUUUCCACACAGGAGCUCUGAAUAUUGUACACAGUGUACACAGGACAGCCAAAAGCACAAUACUUUUUUACCAACAUAUCUAUUUGUACAUUUAUUUGUUUAUUUUUUAUAUGUUUUUCUUCCUUUUUUUGUCUCCUUUGUGCAAUUCUCAUCAUUAACAUUUAUUCACCAGUCCUGAACGUGGAGGAACAAUCGCAUCAUGAUCACUGGUAGCUUCUCCGUCUCGAUGUAAAGUGUUUUAUUUGUCCCGUACAUGGCACAAUGAGGUUGUGGUUCUGCUGAACAACAGGGUAAAUCGUGAUGUGACAGGUUAGCUGUGGAGUGCGAGAAAUGGGACAUAACCCCACAGGAUUGCAGGUCAUAUAGGACGCAGAGGAGGGUCAGAUUAUUUGUGUACUUUUCUCCAUCUCUCAGGCGGUUUUAACAACAAUUUGGGUGGAGGAUAAUCUGCUCCUGUACUGUUAAACCCAAAGAACACAGAUGAUUCCCCUUUUAACUGUGUGUCCAUCUCUCUGGAAAAAAAAAAAAAGAAAAGCACAGCAACUGUUUCCGUCUGUCUCCUUCUCUGUCUUUAUGUGUGCAGCAGAAUCAACAACUGGGCACUUUAGGGUGACAUUUUACUUGAAGACUUGCUUAUUAAUCAGCGAUGCCUCAUUUAUAAGCACCAUGUAAAAUGUCCCUCCUGCAUUACUCACGCCCACAGGCCCACGUGAAAACUAUUUCAAACGUGUAGUUAUUGUAAAUAAAGCAUACGGUAGUUGAAUGAAAUGUUUAUAAGAGCUUCAAGUAAGAUGUUACCCAUGUAAAGAAAAUCUGUACCCACUGUCUUUCUGGGAAUAAGUCCUUUGUAACCAGGAAAUGUUGUUACAGUAGGAGGUUCGAUGUUGCUAUGUACUGUAAUAUACAGCUUACUAAUGAUGCUCAUGAUAUAUUGUAUUUGACACAUCCACUCUUCAGAUCUAUCAAUCAGAUAAUACUAGCAAAAUGUGAAUAUGUAACUAAAGGUUCAACUCCAUGGCUUUUUUAAAAUUUUAUUUUGAAAGCUGAAUGAAUCCGUUGUUAUCGAUGUGUUGUACUUUGCACUAAUGUGAGGUCCUGUUAAACUCAAAAGUUUGCAUUGUAAAAAUGUACCCUUUACCCGUUAGAUGCCAGGGAUGCUCACUAGUACUCUUUCUCCUUCUUCUUCUUCUUCUUCUUCUUCUUCUUCUUCUUCUUUUUUUCCAUCAUUUAAAGAAACAAGUUGUGUUUGAAAUUGUUUGUCUUGGUUUGUUUUAGAUGCCAGAAGGAUGGAGUGAUUUAUGUCAUUUGUGUCCAUUUAAAGACAUGGAUGGAUUACUGAAUGGACCUACCGGCCACAGGCUCCCAGGCCCCCCUCCCCCCUGGCUUUCAGCUUAAAAAUGCGUCUUAAAUUAACAGGUACCGACCACAAAGACACUCAAAACAACCCCAAAGAGACACAAUGACAACAAAAAGAGACAAACUGACUGCAGAGAGAUGAUAAAUGGCUGCUAACUACAAAAAGGGGCGAUGCAAACUAGAAAGGGAUCCAAAUGAUGACAAACAGACUUAAACUGACUACAAAGAGGCAAAAUGCAACUACAAAGAGACUUAAACUGACUACAAGGAGGCAAAAAGCAACUGCAAAGAGACUCAAAUUUGCUACAAAGAGACACAAAAUGACCACAAGUAGAAACAACAUCAACACAAGGGCAUGAAAAGCAACUACAAAGAGACUUAAACCGACUUCAAAGAGGCAAAAGGCAACUACAAAGAUACUUAAACUCACUACAAAGAGACAAACAACAACUACAAAGAGACUCAAAGUGAAUAGAAAGAGAUACAAAAUGACCACAAGUAGACGCAGCAUGAACACAAUGGCAUGAAAAGCAACUGAAUACCUAGAGGAUAUAGGCAACUACAUAGAGACUUAAACUGACUACAAAGAGGCAAAAGGCAACUACAAAGAGACUCAAAGUGACUACAGAGACAAAAAGCAUCUACAAAGAGAUUCAAACUGACUACCAAGAGGCAAAAGGUAACUACAAAGAGACUCAAACUGACUACAAAGCGACAAAAGGCAACUACAAAGACUCAAACUGACUACAAAGAGACAAAAAGCAGCUACAAAGACUCAAAAUUAACACACAGAAAUUCAUAGCAACUAUAAAUACACCCAAAACAACUACCAAAAGAUGAAAA